AUGAAGAUAAAUCAGAUAGCGCAGUACGUGGUGUUCACCCUGGUUGCCCAUUUGGUGAAGCGAGUCAAGUCCAAUAUUAUAAUCAACUGCUUCGGUACGCUACACUGCAAAAUAUGCCACAUAGCCAUACGGAAUUGCUUCUUAUCAGGGACUAGUAAUUUAACAAAAUGUAUCGAAUGCGAGGAGAAGUACUACAACAUUCAGCCUUGCACUCACCAUACAGAAAAUUUCCUCCAGAUCUCCAGGGACAAGGGGGCCUUCGUGGAGAUGAAGAAUCAUGACUACCUGACGGAAGCCAAAGUGGACGAUCUCAUUUCUGAGAUUGUAAAGUUAUCACUGGAGAGGCAGAAAAAUGCAGUUCCCGAAACAGAACAGACGAAGCAAGAUUUCCAAAAAAAAAUAAUGCAGCUCUGUUUGUAUUCUAAUUUUAGCGACCACUACGAAAAUGCAAAAAAGCACACACAGGCAAAUGCCGAAGAGGUGGAAAAACACAUCAACAAAAUUGUUAUUAUGUAUAUGAACGAGAGUAACAAUAUGGAGCAUAUUAUUAAUUCGCUGAAAAAUCCAGCUUUGUGUCUGAAGGAUCCAGCAGAAUGGACCAAGGACAGGGCUGGCUACAAAGACAACGACGUUCCUUCCGUUGGAAUCAUACCAGAGCGGAAGUUGUUCAAGCCAUACGAGGUGAAGUCGCUGAUGAGCUCCCUUUACAAUUACUCAUCUAACUGCAACCGGCAAUUCUGCGACAGAUUCUCAGAUCCCAAUGAGUGUGAAAAUAGCAUUCGGGUUCUUAACCAGGGCACAUGCGGGAAUUGUUGGGCCUUCGCCUCCUCGCAGGUGAUCUCGGCCUAUAGGUGCAGGAAGGGCCUGGGAUUCGCGGAGCCCUCCAUCAAGUACGUUACGCUCUGUAAAAACAAGCAUUCGAAUGACUUAGAAGAAAAUCCCUUUGGCCACUACAACGAUAAUAUCUGUAGGGAAGGGGGACACCUCUCAUAUUAUUUAGAAACGUUAGACAGAACGAAGAUGCUACCUACCUCUUAUGACGUCCCAUACAACGAACCAAUAAAAGGUGUAGAUUGUCCAGAGAGCAGUGACAAAUGGGCAAAUAUGUGGGAACAUGUGAAUCCAUUAACUAGAAUUCUGAAUGGGUACCUUUACCGUGGAUACAUCAAAAUUUCCUUUCAUGAAUAUGCGCAGAGUGGAAAGACUGAUGAGCUUAUUAGCUUAAUCAAGGAUUACAUAAUAGAGCAAGGGUCAUUAUUCGUGUCCAUGGAAGUAAAUGAAAAGUUAAGUUUCGACCACGAUGGAGAGAAAGUCAUGAUGAACUGCGAAUACAGAGCAUCCCCUGAUCAUGCCUUGACAUUAAUAGGGUAUGGUGAUUAUUUAAAACCUAAUGGAGAAAAAAGUUCCUACUGGUUGAUUAGAAAUAGUUGGGGUUCUCACUGGGGUGACAAAGGAAACUUCAAGAUCGAUAUGUAUGGUCCUUCCGAUUGUAACGGUGCAGUGUUAUGCAAUGCCUUCCCUCUGUUUCUUCAAAUGAAUGGAGACAAAAUUACCAAGCCACUCCCUGAUGAUUUAGCAUCCACGGACAACAAAACAAGGUAUGACCAUUCCUACUUCACUAGAGACAGAAACAGAAGAGCUUCCAGAAGAUACAAUCCGAAUAAUGAACGGGACCAACCCAAUAAUCAGGAAGAUAAAGACCCAUUUGAUAACCCUAAUAAUAAUGAUAAUUAUGAUGGCAACGACAGGGAUUGGCCACCUUUUGAUCCAUUCAAGGAUUAUGUCUACCCCUACAUGGAUAAUAGGAAGGAUGCGGAAAGAGACAAUGGGGGUAUAAGUGACAACCGCAGUAACAAAAUCCGUCGCACGAUUUUCAAGACCACCCUCGUGGUAAAUAUUGGGGAUACGAACUUCAAGCGGAACAUCUACAUGAAAAAAAAAGAUGAGUACAAGGAACAGCACUCCUGUCUGAGGACCUACUCCCUGGAUUCCCAAGCGGACGUAUCCUGUAGGAACAAUUGUGAUCAGCAUAUUGACCUGUGCAAACAUUAUACAUCCAUUGGCAGGUGUCUCAUGCGCUUUGCCCCCAACUAUAAGUGUGUUUACUGUGGCAUGUAA
Molecule: messenger RNA, 2118 nt
Organism: Plasmodium knowlesi strain H
Lineage: Eukaryota; Apicomplexa; Aconoidasida; Haemosporida; Plasmodiidae
Product: cysteine protease, putative
Exons: 6
Coding region: 1-2118 (705 amino acids)
Cellular component (GO): lysosome
Molecular function (GO): cysteine-type endopeptidase activity
Source: RefSeq, a predicted model, not a curated record